UUUAUACCAAGGAAAAAAAAGAAAAACAAAUCCUCUCUUUUCCCUUUUUCUUUUUAUCGGCCCGGAAUUCAUGUUAAUGCUAACUUGACCAGUGAAAUUAAGGGACUGUUUUCUGCAUUUUGGGUGUCAAAUAAUUUCUGGGUUUGACUUUUUUCAGUGAUGGUGGUGGCGGCGGAGGAUGAUCCAUUACCGCACUCGGUUCCGAACUCGAUUCAACUCUUCAAGAACGCAUUUUUGCCAAUCGAAUCAAAUUUUCGAUUCGAGCACUGCUUCAAUGGGUUCGUGAAAGAUCCGAUCUUGCACGAAUUUCAACAAGAUCAUUGCUGUAAGAACGCUGAUUACGAAUCUUCGACCCGACCCGUUGAUAAAUUCGACCAUUUUAGGGCACUCGGCAGUAAUUUAGGGAUUUUGAAGUUUGCGCGAGUACGAGGUUUGCCGUCAAGUAUAGUUGGAGUGGCUUCUGCGAAAGAUGUGGAAGACCAACGAAAUAUUUCUCGUAUAGAAACACAUGCAGGAAGUGUUCUAAAAUCUGCGUUGGCUGGAGGGCUUUCCUGUGCAUUAUCCGCAACGUUAAUGCACCCCGUUGACACAUAUAAGACAUGGGUGCAAGCUUCGACUGUUACUUCCCCGGAAAUUAUAUCGAAGAUUUCUCAAAUCGGGGUCCGGGGAUUAUACAAGGGAUCUAUACCAGCUAUUGUCGGGCAAUUUGCAAGCCACGGUAUGCGAACCGGAAUUUGUGAAGCAAGCAAGUUUGUGUUGGUAAACAUUGCACCGACGCUUUCAGAAAUACAGGUUCACUCAGUGGCAUCAUUUAGUAGCACGUUUAUCGGAACAGUAAUGCGAAUCCCAUGCGAAGUGUUGAAGCAGAGAUUGCAGGCCGGUUUGUUCGACAAUGUUGGGGAAGCUAUAACCGGAACUUGGCUUCUAGAAGGUUCAAAGGGUUUCUUCCGUGGCACCGGUGCAACUCUCUGCCGCGAGAUACCCUUCUACGUCGCCGGAGCGGGCCUUUAUUCCCAAUCCAAGAAGGUUGCUCGGAAACUUCUAGAAAGAGAGCUGGACCCUCUAGAAGCAAUCGUAAUAGGGGCUUUGUCCGGUGGGAUAACUGCAGUUAUGACAACUCCACUCGAUGUAAUAAAAACGAGGAUGAUGAUUGCUCCUCAAGGGCAAAAGGUGACUUUUUCGAUUUUAGCACUUUCGAUUUUGCAAAAUGAAGGUCCACUCGGAUUGUUCAAAGGGGCAGUUCCGAGAUUCUUUUGGGUUGCUCCGCUUGGUGCAAUGAAUUUUGCGGGUUACGAGCUUAUAAGGAAGGCCAUGGGCUAAAAUUAUUGGAGGUAAUGCUAUAAAUAUGUAUUUCUAAGUGUUUACAAUUGAUUUAUCUCAAAAGGAAAAAAAAAAAAAAAAAAAGUGUUUGCAAAUUGCAAUUAAUUUGGCUUCUCUUAAACUAAAUUGUUAUAGACUAUGGUCCUAUAAGGCCUCGUUUGGUUACUGUUAUUAAGUUUUAUUGACUAAA
Messenger RNA from Erythranthe guttata (spotted monkey flower), 1510 nucleotides. Its product is annotated as Mitochondrial substrate carrier family protein. Lineage: Eukaryota; Viridiplantae; Streptophyta; Magnoliopsida; Lamiales; Phrymaceae. The record is from RefSeq and is a predicted model, not a curated record. Gene Ontology annotation, biological process: transmembrane transport.